AUGAACGAGGAGGCAGAGGAGUCAACGCAGCUCGACAAGGAGCAGCCGGAGAAGGAGGAUGAGGAGAAAGUGCAGAACCUACAGCAACAGGUGGACAAUCAAGCUGGAGAGGGGACACAGGACACGCAGGUCGAACAGAACAUUGAGGAGGAGGAGGAGGAGGAGACUGAGGCGAUUCCGCCGGGGGACGAUGUGCAAGCUGACGGAAAAGUAGAUGAGGAGAAGGAGGAGGUGCAACUGUGUGAGCGGGAGGAUUCUGAGGAGCACUAUCAACAGCAGGAGCAGCAGGAGGAGCAGCAGCUGACACGGAUCCUCUGCUUCUGCCACUUGACUGGAGUCAUUUGUGUGACUCUCAUUUUCAGGACCAAUUACAUCAUCAUUGUCCAAAACACACACACACACACAGAUGCGGGGAAAGAGCGAGUGAGGACACCUCGCUGCCUGUUUCCAUCCAACCGACGCGUAAAGUUGUGUAUUAGAGGGGAGAAGGAGAAGGAGGAGGAGGAGGAGGAGGAGGAGGAGGAGGAGGAGGAGGAGGAGGAGGAGGAGGAGGAGGAGGAGGAGGAGGAGGAGGAGGAGGAGGAGGAGGAGGAGGAGGAGGAGGAGGAGGAGGAGGAGGAGGAGGAGGAGGAGGCACCAGCUUCUGUCAGCUGCAGGAUUCCAUCACUCUUAGCAACCGUUGUCGAGUUACUAGGGAAACACUGUGCGAUGUUCUGCGCUUUUCCUUUGUCCUUCGCUCUCCUGCCUCCCUCUCUCUCUAGCUCUCUCUCGCUCCAUCCCGUCUUCUCUGCUGGUCGACUUCCUGCGUAUGUUGCCACGGCGAUGCUCUGGGACAGUCAGCCGGAUGUGUUGUGCCACUGCAGUUUUGGUCGAUGUUGGCGGGGGGAAGCGCCGGACGAGCGGCGCUUUCGUGAGGUCAAAUCCAACAACACUGACAUCCUGCCACCUCCUGUCCCCGCGUUUCUCACCGACGCCACCAUGAACGAGGAGGCAGAGGAGUCAACGCAGCUCGACAAGGAGCAGCCGGAGAAGGAGGAUGAGGAGAAAGUGCAGAACCUGCAGCAACAGGUGGACAAUCAAGCUGGAGAGGGGACACAGGACACGCAGGUCGAACAGAACAUUGAGGAGGAGGAGGAGGAGGAGACUGAGGCGAUUCCGCCGGGGGACGAUGUGCAAGCUGACGGAAAAGUAGAUGAGGAGAAGGAGGAGGUGCAACUGUGUGAGCGGGAGGAUUCUGAGGAGGUAGUUGAGAUGCAACAAAGUUCGUGCCAGUGUCAACGACUUGACAGCGAGGAUGAAGAGAAGAAGGUGCAAGAAGGUGUGCACAAAAAGACGACAGAAGGGCAGAGUGAGGAGCAGCAGCAACAGUUACGGGGAGCGGAGGGUAGACGGCACGGGCAAGCUGAGGAUGAAGAGGAGCAGCAGCAGCUGCAAGGGAAGGGUAGGGAGGAGAGACAGGAGCAACAGCGGCAACAAAUUGAGGAGCAGCAACAGCUGCAACCACCUCAUAGCGAAAGGGAACGCCAGCAGAGUGAGGAGCACCGGGAACAGCAGCUAAGUCCGGACGAGAAGCACCAGCAAACGGUGCAGGGGCAGCAUCAGCAGGAGCAUCAGGAGCAUCAGCAGCAGCCUCAGGAAGAGGAGCAGCAGCAGGUGGCGCAGGAGUUGGUGUCUCCUUUAGAACAGAACCAUAAUCACCACGUCCUGAUUCGACUUAGAGAAAUGCAGAGAUAUAAAAGUACGUCCCAGAGGAUUAAGGGGGUCCUGGACCAGAUGGACCGGGGUAUUGUGGACCUGCAGGAACUGCGCAGGAACCUGGAGAUAGCUGCCACCAUGUUGGACGCCAUCUACACUGAUGAGACCAAGUAGGAAUGAAGAGAGCCUAAAAGAGAGAAUGAAGUGGACCAGUGGUCUUUCGAUGUGUUCUGCUUCCACGAGGCGAGCGGAGAACACGCACUAAAGUUCCUGGUCUAUGACCUAUUGACCCGCUAUGAUCUGGUCAACAGGUUUAGGAUCCCUGUGCAGGCUCUGGUCCAAUUUGUCGAAGCUCUGGAAAGUGGCUACAGCAAACACAGAAACCCGUACCACAACCUGAUCCACGCCGCCGACGUCACACAGACGGCCCACUUCCUCAUGCUCCACACGGGACUAAUGCACUGGCUGAGUGAACUUGAGAUCCUGGCCAUGGUGUUCGCCGCAGCGAUCCAUGACUUUGAACACACAGGAACCACCAACAACUUCCACAUCCACACCAGGUCGGACGUGGCCAUCCUGUACAAUGACAGGUCAGUGUUGGAAAAUCAUCAUAUUAGCGCCGCCUACAAGCUAAUGGCGGAAGACGACAUGAACAUACUGGUAAACCUGAACAAGGACGACUGGAGAGAGCUGAGGUCGCUGGUUAUAGAGAUGGUGAUGGCAACAGACAUGUCCUGUCACUUCCAGCAGAUCAAAACCAUAAGGAACGCUCUGAGCCAGACACACGGCAUCGACAAAGUGAAGGUCUUAUCUUUGAUGCUUCAUGCUGCUGACAUCAGCCAUCCAGCGAAAGCCUGGCCACUACACUAUCGCUGGACCCACAGUCUGAUGGAGGAGUUUUUCCGACAGGGAGAUAAAGAAGUGGACCUAGGUCUUCCUUUCUCCCCCCUCUGUGAUCGCAAAGCAACUAUGAUCGCCCAAUCACAGAUUGGUUUCAUAGAUUUCAUCGUUGAGCCCACCUUCAGUGUUCUGAUCGACACCACGGAGAAGGUGGUCGGUCCUCUGGUCGAGGAGGAUAGGAAUGCCAAAAAGGCAGGGAACAGGAGGUCCAGUUUAACAGGAAGUGGAACUGUAACUGUGGAGUCAGUGCAGAGACACAGCAGCAGUCGCCACGGAAACAGCGAUGAAGGACAGACAGACUUCUCUCUGACUGCCAUCGACCUGCCAGCUCUGCGGUGCCACCUGUCGGGCGUCAUCAGUAGUAACAAGGACCGCUGGAAGGAGCUGUCUGUGCACGAACUGGCAAAUAAGCAGCAGGAGGAGCAAGAGAGGCUUGAGUCUGCUCAGUCAGUGGGUUCUCCCGCACAAGACGACCUCGAUGUACCUGCCUCUGACCAAUCAGAUUCCUCCCUUCCUAAUCAGAUGCACAGCGGAGAGUCCUCUGACCAUCAGCCGGCUGGUCACAUGACCUGUAAUGGGGCACAGCUCAGCGAGGAGAAGGAAGAAGAGGAGGAACACGUGCCUGAAAAUGCCUGACGACAUCUAUUAACCUCACUAUUGUACCUGACGAUGGUUGACAUGUUUGGACUCUUCUGUUUUAAACACAGUAGAUAACAAGGUGGCCCCGCCCACCCCACCACUGCCAAGGUGGCCCUGCCUCAGUUUAUGUUUACAUUUGGCCAUGAUGUCACACGUAACUGCAUCAUGGUCCUUCACUGUGUAAAAGUGUUAUGUGAUUAUUUUUUUAUUAGCGAAAAAAACAAACAAAAAAAACAAACAAAAAACUCUAAUGUUAAAAGACUUAAGUAGAAACUAAAGAACGCUUUCCAGUAGUCGAUUAGCAUCGGGGAGACAACGUCCGGGGGGCUUUGCGAAGAAGCUGAUGCAGAAUCGUGUGCUCGUAAAUAUACUGUAGGUGUGACGUGAUGAAGACAAAUGCUACAUUUAUUCGUUGGACUAUAUCCGCAUAAAUAUUUCAUCCUUAUUAGCAAAUAUUAGUAUGCUUACAUUUUGAACUGAAGCGGUAGUACAGUACAGCUAGCAUCGAAGCUGCUGAACAUUCGUUUUGUUUUUUGUUUUGUUUUGUUUUGUUUUUUUAGCAUGACUGCUGUUUCUUCACUUACAUAGUAACAUAGCAAAACAAGAAGAUGACAAAAAACAAAUUGGAAAUUAGUGUUUUAGCUGACGCUAAAAGAUUAGAACAAAAAUGAUGUCCAUAAUUUUUCCAUAACACCUCAACCUCCAAACUAACCACAAAAUACUGUGGUGAAUAUAAUACUAUAAUACUUCAAAUAUGUUAGCAUGUUAACUGAACUGCUGUUUU
Messenger RNA from Cynoglossus semilaevis (tongue sole), 4018 nucleotides. Its product is annotated as phosphodiesterase 1A, calmodulin-dependent. The record is from RefSeq and is a predicted model, not a curated record. The transcript is spliced from 16 exons. Gene Ontology annotation, molecular function: 3',5'-cyclic-nucleotide phosphodiesterase activity. Gene Ontology annotation, biological process: signal transduction. NCBI's taxonomy places the organism in Eukaryota, Metazoa, Chordata, Actinopteri, Pleuronectiformes, Cynoglossidae.